Molecule: messenger RNA, 2829 nt
Organism: Nematocida major
Lineage: Eukaryota; Fungi; Microsporidia
Product: alanyl-tRNA synthetase
Exons: 1
Coding region: 1-2829 (942 amino acids)
Biological process (GO): tRNA modification; alanyl-tRNA aminoacylation
Cellular component (GO): cytoplasm
Molecular function (GO): ATP binding; nucleic acid binding; amino acid binding
Source: RefSeq, a predicted model, not a curated record
AUGUGGACAGCAGAGGCGCUAAGAAAUGCAUUUUUGAGGUAUUUCGAGAAAGAGGGGCAUGUCCAUUGGAAGUCGUCGUCUGUCAGCCCAGAAGACCCCACGCUGCUGUUUACGAACAGCGGGAUGGUCCAGUUCAAAAAGAAGUUUUUAGACCUGGCGGAAGAGAACACGCAGUACGGCCUGCUCAAAAGAGCAUGCAACUACCAAAAAUGCAUACGGGCAGGGGGGAAGCACAACGACUUGGACGACGUGGGAAAGGACACAUACCACCACACGUUCUUUGAGAUGCUGGGAAACUGGAGCUUUGGCGACUACUUCAAAAAGGAGGCCAUCCACUUUGGGUGGGAGUUUCUCACGGAGGUCUUGAAGCUGGACAAGGAGAGAAUAUAUGUAAGCUACUUUGAGGGCGACCCUGCGCAGGGCCUCCCCGCGGACACGGAGGCGCAGGAGCUGUGGAGAAAGUAUCUGCCAGACUCGAGGAUUCUUGGGUUUGGCUCAAAGGAAAACUUCUGGGAAAUGGGCCCUGUGGGGCCGUGCGGGCCCUGCACUGAGAUCCACUAUGAUAGAGUGGGAGGGCGGGACGCGUCGGCAAUAGUAAACCAAGACGACCCGGACGUGCUGGAAAUAUGGAACAUUGUGUUUAUGCAAUACAACCGAGAGGAAAAAGGGCUCACAGUUCUUCCAAAAAAGCACAUUGACACGGGCAUGGGGAUGGAGCGUGUUCUAAGCAUUCUGCAGAACGAAAGAAGCAACUACAACACAGACCUGUUCAUGCCGCUGUUCAAGACGAUCGAAAGGAUCCUUGGCGUUCCAGAGUACACAGCAAGGCUUGACAGCAAGGCGGACAUUGCGUACAGGGUUGUGGCCGACCACUGCCGAACCAUAACAAUAGCGCUGAUGGACAACGUGAUGCCCAGCAACGACGGGCGGGGAUACACGAUCCGAAAAAUACUUAGAAGGGCGCUGGGGUUCCAGUACCUGCAUCUGAAGAAGGCUCCGGGCCUGCUUUCUGCGCUGGUCAAGCAGGUGUUUGAAGACAUGAGCAAGGUGUAUGCGCCAGAGCAGCCGCUGGAGACAAUUCUUCAGGUGGUGGGCGAGGAGGAGAGCCAGUUCACAAAAACGCUGACCCGAGGGCUGGGCAUUCUCACAGAGAUGCUGGAGACUGCUGCAAAAAGCACCAAAAGCCUCUCAGGCGAGUCUGCUUUCAUCCUUUACGACCGGUACGGGUUCCCCAUCGACCUGACAAUGGCGGUUGCCGAGCAGGAGGGGGUUUCUGUGGACAUUGCGGGGUUCAAGGCGGCACAGGCGGCGGCCAAGGCGCUCUCCCAAAACACGCAGAAAGGCGCCGAAGGCCUGCACUUGACCGUGCACGACCUGUCUCUGCUUGACAGCCACCUGGAGAAAGCGCCAACAGACGACAGCUACAAGUACAGCACAGCUGCAGUGGCUGCAACGCCUGUGGCAGUGAAACAGGCCGGGUCGCUGGUGAAAGUGUCUGACAUGUUCGGACUCGAGAUUCCAGAGGAGUUUGGGCUUGUUCUGAACAGGACGCCGUUUUACAGCGAGGCGGGCGGGCAGGAAGGAGACGCCGGGUCUGUUGUGUUUUUGCGGAGUGCGGAGGGCGCCCAGAGCAUGGCUGAAAGGGUGCAGAGCCUGAAGAUUCACAUGGGCGCUGGAGACUCGCAGGCGGAAGGGGUUUUCACAGUAAAGGACACGAAAAGGUACGGACGGUAUGUGCUGCACUUAGGAAGCCUGCAAGGCGUGCUCACGCACACAGCUGUUGCAAAGAUCGACGCAGAGCGGAGAGCGAGACUGACCCACGCACACACGGCCACGCACUUGCUUAACUACGCGCUAAGCCGGGCUCUUUCCAAGAACGCAGGUGAGGAGAUAAAGCAGUGCGGAAGCUUGGUCAGCGAGGACGCGCUGAGGUUUGACUUCCACUGGGGCAAGCCGCUGACAAAAGACGAGGUGCAGAGCAUAGAGGCGAUAAUGAAUGGAAUAGUGGACCGGGGCGAACGCGUGCAUGUAGAGCACAUGCCGUACGAAGCAGCUGUGGCAAUCGAGGGAGUUCGGCACAUGAAAGGCGAGGAGUACCCGGAAAACGUGCGCGUGGUGAAGGUAGAAGACUCAGCAAGCAAAGACGGAAAGCCUUCACACACUUCUGCAGAGCUGUGCGGAGGCGCACACGUGGAGAACACCAGCGAAAUUGGGCGCGUUCGGAUAAUGAGCGAGGCCAGCAUAGCUAGAGGCAUCAGAAGAAUCAGCGCGCUUUGUGGAAGCAAGGCGGCCCUGGCCGAGCAGCAGGCAAGAGACCUUCUUUCGGAGGAGGUGACGGCUAGCAGCAUGCACAGAAUCCGAGAGCGCCUGGACGCGUCCACUCUUCCGCUGGUCGAGACAUGCAGGCUUCGAGACCUUUUGGACGAGACGCAGAAGCAGCAGAUCAAAGAGCGAAAAAAACACUUUGACGGAGAGCUGGCCAGGCUGAAAAAGCGCCUUUCAGAGGAAAAGAGCGAGGGCGCCCCAGGCGUCCUUUUUGUGUGCUCUGGCCUGGAGGGAACAACAGCCCAGCAGGUCAACAAGCUUAUGGGCCCGUUUGUGCAGGCUCUUGAGAAGGAGAAGGCUGAGGGCCUUGUUGUGUGCGAGGCCGAGGGGUGCACAGUUCUGAACGGGUGGAUGAGCGACGGCGUGGAAAGAGUGCGAUCUCUUUUGCACGCGCAGCCACAUGCAAAGAUAGGGGGAAAGUCCCCCAGGGUGAUGGGCUCUGUGCCAGACAGCAUUGAUGGUGUUGCGUCUCUUUUGGAGAAAGAGCUUCGCCCGCUGCAGUAG